UUAGCUUACAUUGAGUGGUUCACGCCACUCAGGGAGCUGGACCACUCAUCUGGCCUGCACCAGGUGUUGUGUUUGACUCAUCAGCUGCACCAGAAUGCAGCUGUGAUACAUGUCGACAAAAUUGCUUGUCCUUGCCAUCUUAUUCCAAAGAUGGGACAA
Molecule: messenger RNA, 159 nt
Organism: Suillus subaureus
Lineage: Eukaryota; Fungi; Basidiomycota; Agaricomycetes; Boletales; Suillaceae
Exons: 1
Source: RefSeq, a predicted model, not a curated record